Molecule: messenger RNA, 357 nt
Organism: Entrophospora sp. SA101
Lineage: Eukaryota; Fungi; Glomeromycota; Glomeromycetes; Entrophosporales; Entrophosporaceae
Source: the annotation of a GenBank genome assembly
AUGCCUACUACACCAGAAUCACUUACAAAAUCUUUAGUAACAGAUUUCGCAAAAUUACUUGUAAAUGCUAAUGAUUACAACGUACUUAUUAAAGUAGGUGGCGAUUUACUGGAAGACUCAAAACUUAGUAGAAUCAAUCCUAAAAAUUCAAGUAUGGCAAUAUUUUGUGCUGAUGUUAGAGGUCCGUGUUUUGGUGGCAAGGAUUUGUGUAUGUCAAAUAUGAGCAGCCUAAAUAAAGGUUGUUCUACUAAAUAUACUUAUUACGAAUCGGAUAUUUUUAAAUCAAGCAAGUUUGAUGUAGUUGAUUAUGAAGUUUUCCAAGUUGUCAGAAAGAAAGUAAAGAUAAACGAAAGUUAG